AUGGAGAAAAGUGCUACUAUUGAUACUUAUUUUAAGAGAAAGAAUAGUGAGUCUUUGUCCUCACCUACUCCUAAUGUUGAAUUAUCAAAUAUUGAGACUCCUUCUCCAAAGUCUCCUAGAAUUGAAAAUAAAGAAGUGGUUAAAGAAGAUGAUCUUGCUUCAUUGGAAAGAGAUCCUGCACUACGCCCUCCAAUAUGGAAAUUUCCUAUAAAUCAACAAGAUGAAAUUUGUCGUGCGUAUCUUAAACUUGGUCCAUUUCAGUGCAAGCUUCAAAAUAAUCGACGUCACUUUUGCUCUUCCUGGUUUGAUUUGUUUCCAUCUUGGUUAGAGUAUUCUCUAACUAAAGAUGCUGCAUUUUGUUUGCCUUGUUAUUUAUUUAGUAAACCAGAUGGCAAUGGUCGUUUUGGACUUAGUACAUUUGUUGUUGAGGGAUUCAGAAAUUGGAAAAAGAUUGCAGCUAAUCGUUUGAGACUACAAGUUUCUGUGGACGUGACAAGAUGGCUUGCUUUGCAAGGAUGUGCUUUUAGAGGUCAUGAUGAAAACUUAGAUUCACUUAAUCAGGGUGAUUUUUUUGGAGAUGAUAAAGUAAAGGACACAAUACGAGAAGAAAUCUCCAAUGCCAAGUUUUGUCUUAUUGUUGAUGAAGCUAGUGAUGUAUCUAAAAAAGAGCAUAUGGCUAUUGUUUUGAGAUUCGUAGAUAAAGAUGGUUUUAUACGGAAAAGAUUUUUCGGUCUUGUACAUGUGGAAGAUACAAGUGCUAAGACUUUGAAACAAGAACUAUGCAACUCUCUUCGUCACCAUAAUCUUCGUAAUGAUGAGUUAAGGGUUGCCCAAACAAAGAAAAUUGCAAGAAUGAUUGCUAUUGAUGAACUCGAAUCAGGAGUUGGUCUUAAUCAGGUUGGUACUUUGCAUCGAGCUGGAGCUACUCGUUGGAGUUCUCAUUACAAUUCGAUAUGCAGUUUGUUUCAAAUGUUUAAAGCCACAUGUGGAGUUCUUGAAAAUAUUUCUAAUGAAGGAAAGACAACAUCACAUCGUGGAGAUGCAGAUAAUGCAUACUUAUCAUUGACCUCUUUUGAUUUUGUCAUCAUAUUGCACCUUAUGAAGGAACUUAUGGGUAUUACUGAAGUCCUUUGUCAAGCUUUGCAACUAAAGUCUCAAGAUAUUUCAAAUUCUUUACAUCUGGUUUCAACUACAAAAGAGUUACUUCAGAAAUUAAGAGAGUCAGGUUGGGAUGCUUUCUUAGUUCAUGUUCAAGAAUUUUGCAGAAAACAUGACAUUGACAUUCCAGAUAUGAGUGCAAAAUAUAUUGGAAGGAGAGGUCGUGCUCGAAAUGAACAAAGUGAUUUUUCUACUGAGAAAUUUUACAGGGUAAAUAUCUUUUGUGCUACAAUUGAUUAUCAAUUACAAGAACUAAAUAACAGGUUCAAUGAUAAUAUUGUUGAAUUACUUACUUUGAGCAUGGCUUUAGAUCCAAGAAACAGGUACAAGUCAUUUAAUAGUGAUGAUAUUUGCAAACUUGAUGAUAAAUUUUAUUCUAGAGAUUUCACAGAACGGGAAAAAUUACAUUUGAAGAUGGAGUUACAACAUUUUGAGCUUGACAUUCCUAAACAUCCAGAUUUGAUUAAUUUAUCAACUACUUCUGAAUUAUGUUAA
Messenger RNA from Gastrolobium bilobum, 1653 nucleotides. RefSeq lists its product as uncharacterized. The record is from RefSeq and is a predicted model, not a curated record. The transcript is spliced from 4 exons. NCBI's taxonomy places the organism in Eukaryota, Viridiplantae, Streptophyta, Magnoliopsida, Fabales, Fabaceae. The coding region runs from base 1 to 1653 and encodes 550 amino acids.